Molecule: messenger RNA, 7597 nt
Organism: Rhopilema esculentum
Lineage: Eukaryota; Metazoa; Cnidaria; Scyphozoa; Rhizostomeae; Rhizostomatidae
Biological process (GO): regulation of transcription by RNA polymerase II
Cellular component (GO): nucleus
Molecular function (GO): DNA-binding transcription factor activity, RNA polymerase II-specific; RNA polymerase II transcription regulatory region sequence-specific DNA binding
Source: RefSeq, a predicted model, not a curated record
UUAGCACGUGACCAAAUGAAAGGACAUACGUUCAUUCACUUGCUUGGUCUUCAAUGCCUGCUUGCUUGGUUCACCUCGAAAAUGUUGGAUGAGUCGGCCGAGGCCUCUGAAACUCAUGAAGAGGAUUGUUUCAUGUCUACCCUAUAGAGAUGUGCAGAGGUGACGGAUGUGUAUCCCAAAGAGAGGUCCCUCUUGCCACUUGGACACAAUACAUUAACAUUUCUAAAGCACACCAUCAACACAAUCACAUAUACUAGUUUACAGCAUCUAUACUUAUGCAUCAGCAACCAAAGUUGUCAAAUAUGAAGCGUGCUACCAAAAGGAAGCUUGACACUGAUUCGGUGCCUUUGGGUGAAAAUGGGACGGAAGACUGCAAAAGGCCAUGUAAUGGAGUUGCAGGAGAAAUUCUCUUAGAAUCAUUAACAUCAACACAAGUCCUUGGAAGAUAUCGCAAAGUUUUUAAACCCGGUACUGUAAAAUUUUAUAAGUCAAACGGCGAAGUCGGUGUAAAUUUUGAUGAUGAUGCCGAGCAAACUUACGUGUUUAAUAUAGACAGUGGAAAUGGCCUAGAUGUUGUUCCUGAUACGACACCGUCGCCGUUGGCCGUCAGAGUUGGUAAUCAGGUUUGUGCGAGGCUCAACAAAGAAGAGGACGCGUUUACUCUUGUAAAUGUCAUGGAGAUAAAGGAUAGGCCUUUGCAGUACCUAGUAAAGGUUUUUGAUAACGAUGCUGAAUCAAAAGGGAUUUCGAAAUGGGUCAGUCGCACCGAUAUACGUUUGUUGCAACCUUUGAUGGCAAAAGGCAGCAGUGAUCAAUUGAACGUCUCUGCUAGGCCUAAAUCGCGGGAAGAAACGGACAGUGCCAUGUCGGACACCGAUUUUAGCGCGGACGACCACGAGCUUGAGGAAGUAUUUACUUCGCAAAGGCCCUGCUCAAGUCGCAGCUCCACCCCACAUAGCCGUGGCUCUGCUCGAUCAAGCCGGACACCAACGCCUCAUAAAGGACAGGUUAUUGUAACACCAAAUGGAUUUAGAAAGAAGUAUAAUGGCAAGCAAUGGAGAAAGCUAUGUAUGGUUGAGGGGUGUGAGAAAGAAUCUCAGAAAAAGGGUUACUGCUCCAGACACCUUACAAGCCUUCGCGAGUCGGGAUCUCGGAGUAAACUUCAGGACAGCAUGGAGUUAAGCAAAGAAGAAGACCAGAAAAGCACAAGCAAAGAGGGCGAGCGUGGGUCGAGUGCAUUUGAUUAUAGCGAGCACGAUGCGUCUGUUAUUGAAGCUGCUUCUUCUUUGAUGAGCCUUAGUCGAUGUGCCACACCCUACUCUUGCCCUAGUACUCCUGGUCUGCCAUCCCCAAGACUUGGACCACCAGCCUCGCCGUUUCAUAUCAGCCCGACUCAUGCGAUGCCCAGAGUCCCUGUAACCUCACUCUCCAGUAGCACGCCUAAAGGAAGCAAACUGUCUGAUUUAUCACCUAACGGAAGGCGGCUGGCUCAAAACAGCCCUGACUCAGGUAUUUCUGUCUUUGAGACACCGACCAGUACAACAACAACUGUUGCUCAAAGGCAGACCAACGAGAAAAAGCAGUCUUUUUCACCUAUUCACCCUGUCGAAAAUAGAAAAGCAUCUGGCGUUUCUCCAGUGGUGUCCCAAACCACCAAGCCAGCGUUUUCACCGCCUCCAGUUAGCCCUAAUUUGGUUCGCAUGAACAAAGGCAACGUACCCGUCGGCUCUGCAACUAGUGUGUUUGUUAGGCCAUCAAACUUGCCACGUGGUUCAGAAAUUGGGAGGGAGGAAGAACAUGGCGAGCGCCAGUUUGCCCCUGAAACAACUGAUUCAGAGGAAAAAGACGUAAGUGUUGACAGUGCGGAUGGAACAGGAGGUACUGGAGAGGCUGAUCCAUCUAAGACUCCUUCAAAUAGGCCAGCGAGUCUGAUUCCUUUGGGUGAACAAGAUCUUGCCAAACAGAAUAAAAAGGGAAAAGAUCACAUACGACGACCGAUGAAUGCAUUCAUGAUCUUCUCCAAAGCGCAUCGCCACCUUGUCCACCAGAAAAACCCUAAUCAAGACAACAGGACAGUGAGCAAGAUACUUGGCGAAUGGUGGUAUGCGUUAAAACCGGACCAGAGAAAGGAAUAUUACAACCUGGCCAAUCAGGUCAAAGAAGCUCAUUAUAAAGCACAUCCAGACUGGAGAUGGAGCAGUAAAGAAAAGAAGAGACCAAGAUCAACUUCUGACGCAAAAACCCCCAUAAAAGAUCAUUCCAGUGAUACUGCCAGAAUUGCAGAUGAUAUCAUGAACCGAACUGACACGGCCACACGAAAAGAUUUGAAAGGCCAACAAAAAUUGGACGAGGUUCAGUUAGAAUGCGAAGAACACGUGACUGAAGAUUCUGAUACAUCAGAUAACGAGGCCUUCAGUCGGAAUUCAAACUCCUCGUGUGUCAAGUCUACGACAUCGACCAGCGUGGUCUCUGAUGCUGUUACGUCACCACCCUACUCACCUGUUAAAAUAGUUGGAAAGAGUGGAUACCUGGAGCCAGCACAACAUGGACACAUCCAAAAGCCAAAAACAAUGACGAAAACGAUGAAGAUUGCAUUCAACGAUGACUUUCGGGUCAAUGGAAAGUCUCAUAGGGAUGGCCGAUGGAAUUCUGGGAAGCCCCUUGAAUCAAUAACUGAUGGACCUGGCUUCGUUGAAAGGCACCUCGAUGUAAACAAACACAAGUCCAACCACUCGAUAACCGAGUUGCUAAAGAAAGACACUCAUUCGGUUAAUGAGAAACACCCUGGUGGGUACAAUGUCACGAAUAUAUACAUGGUUGGUGUCGGCCAAUCACAAGCGUUUUUGGAAAUGGAGUCGAGGAGGCGCAACUACAAUGAUCAUCGUGAGUUUUUCGGAGAGGAGAUGCUGCCUCGCAGUAACUCAUUUGAAGGAAUGUCUCGAAGUAACUCAUUUGAAGGUAUGCCCCGUACUAGUUCAUUUGAUGCAAUGCCAAGAAACAGUUCAUACGAAGGUAUGCCUGCCAGCAUUAUGGAUUACCAGUACCAUGGUGCACAUCAAUAUCAUGAACCAAUAAGGCCACAAGACUACACACGGCGUGCUAUCACCCCCAAUCUGUCGACUGGAUUGACGUACCCAAAUAUGUUAGUGUCAGCCAACAGCCACGUGGAAAGUCGGCAGCGGAGUAAAUAUGUUUGCAGAUCAGCUGGCAACACCCCCUUGUCUAGUCCCGGUCCUUUUUCAGAGAAGGCGUACGCAUUUCCUCCAGAGAAGUUGAAUUUCAGGAGUGACCUUGAGAACGGGUCCCGUUCCAGCUCAUCAGAGUUUGUCAAGGACCAGAAAAUCAUGAUGGAUGAUGGAGACACAUACAACGGAGCCAAUUCGACAUCCACAAGUCCUUCUAAAUCUUUUCUUAAAAAGCAAAUGGAUGAUGGUAUGGAAAGGGUCCUUGCUGAAGUGAAAUUCAAAGAGCAUUUCGAAAAGUUGCCGAAAUUUCGUCCGGAAGACAUCGCCCGCUCAAACGGAUUCGAUGAAAAAUGUCAAGAGAGACACAAAGAAAUAUCAAUCCAUUUCAAAUGCAAAGAUUCCCAGUACAGCAGAGAUCCGUAUCUCAGCCCAACACAGCAAGGGCUGAUUCUUAACAAUGUUACACAGCCUAACAACAAUUCUUGCCCAGUAUCACCAGUCACUUCCAAUCGUAAGCUUCUUGAUGAGAAAAGGAACCUCGUUUUGCAGUUAUUCCAAAAGCAUGGCUAUUACCCAACGGAGGCUGUAACGCAAGACUUUCAGUUGGAACACGAGGAUAUUUUCCCCACUAAGUUCAGCUUGCAAAUGAAGAUAAGGGAAGUUAGACAGAAAUUGAAAUUGGGGAGUCCGGUGAAGACUGACUCAUCUUUGAAAGACCUUCCAAAUAUAUAACGGUCUCAUAUCAUGAACUGAUUUAUCAACGUUGCUGCUGGAUUAACAUGUCUUUCACGCAAACAAUGGUACAUGAAUAGAUAACCUACUUGUUACAAAGGUUUCACAAGUAGGUAACGUAUUCUUACAAUGGUUAAUAUAGUAAGUAACCUAUUUUUACAAUGGUUUCAUUAAUGGGUAACCGACUUUUUCAAUGGUUUAAUUGAUAAGUGAUCUUCUUCUUACAAUGGUUGCAUCGUUGUUUUCAGGUUUGAUUUGUAAUUUUGCUUUAUUUUUCAUGAAGCUGACUUCGUUUUGAUUCAUUUUUAAAUCGGACAUAUUUUACGCAUUUUAAGUGCAUGUAAACGGUCGAUGAUUGCAUUUUAAUGCUAAAUGGCAAUUGCUCAAAAAUUUUACGGUGACAAUCUGCUAUUAUAUACAAGGCAAUGUUAAAAAAGAAUUUAGAAAAAGCGAACGUUCUUCACAAUCUCGUGAGUUGAUCGCUAGAGAAGGACCAAAGUACUUGCUUUUGAGUUAUUGCCUUCUAAUUUCAUCUCAGUAGAACUACUGCCCAGUAUCCAUUUUAUCGUUUGCAUGCACUUCGUACUAAUUUCACUGUAUUCAAGUCAAACCUAAAGAAUGUAUGACAUAUCUAAGUUAGAGUUAAUUUAUUGGCAAGUAGUGUGCAUAUGUAUUUUAGAACUUAUCAUUUAAAUCACUCUUAUGUUCGACGCUGAUUUUUACAUUGUUGUAAAUUCAUUACCUAAGGUUGUCUUAGGGUCUUUAAGGGGUUAUCUAGGGGAAUGUUUGGAGCCUGUGUUCUGUGUUAACAAUUAGACUGGCAAACCAGCGGGAUAUUGUGUCUCUUUGGAACGUGAUCUUUGACCUACAAUUCAUGUUUUUCAUGAAUAAUCCGUGACCUUUUAAUUUUGAUCCAUGGUCUAUGAGCUUUGAACUUUGCAGUUUUACUUCAGGGACAAAUAAAAUAAACAUAAUCGAUUUGAUCGCUAUCAGAAGAGCUUAAUUAGAAAUAUGACACGUUUGUCUUAGCGAAGGCCUAACAAGACCAGUCUGAUUGCAAACUGAGAACACAAAGAAGUCCCCAUGAUUUAUAAAUAAAUUCAUAAUAAAACUGGAUAUACUUUAUUCUUAAAAAAUGCAGUCAGGAAAUAUGUUUCUGUCUGGUGUUUCUAUAGAAAUGUGCAUAAAUAAUCAAGUUGAUCUAUGGGUCAUGUGGGACUUCUUUUAAUCUAGAGGGGUGUGUUUUUCAUCGCCUUUUUGACUAUUUUACACAAUAGUUUUGUUUGAUGACGUCGUAAUUUUAUCCAGUUAGUUGAGAAUUUAAUGAUUUUUGUUUAGCUGACUAUUGAUGUAGCUCGUUUGUCCAACAAGCUAUAGUACGCUUGAUCAUUUAAGACUGAUAGCACUUGAUUACUGGCUUGCAUCAGUGCCAGUUGGGCACCGAAAAGCCGUAAAUAUAUAUAUAUGUUAUCUAGCAUUUGGUUUUGAUGGCCUACAAAUUACGGAUCCCUCAGCUAAGGACAUGCAAUUUAACGAGCAAAUUCGAGCAUCCACCCGCUCUAGCCCAACACAUAUUUGCAAUAUUUUUUUCUAUUUUCAUCUGAUUGCCACUUUUCUGGACUCUGUAUAUUAUGCUUUCAUUUGUUGCUCUGUGUUGCUAUAGGUGGUAAUAUGUAAUGGUUUCCAUUUCCCGUUAUGAAAAUAAAACGUUCUUAAAAGCGUAUAAAGACGUGCUUUUGUUGCAAAAUAAUGAAGGGGAUUUUUGAUGUCAGGGUUCCAAUAUUUUAAUAUUUAUCAGCAGUCCUGAAAACACUCCUCCUUUGAAAACGAUUACUUAGCUUGAAUCGUACCUACCAGGCUCCUUGUGAAGCCUCGAUUUUUGCUCGCUGGCUUUCUAGUGCCAGAGAGGGUCUACCUGAUUAAUCUUUGCUCGCUUUGCGCGCAGAUGUCAGGUAUUUAACUUUAACAUUUCAUACUUGGUAGAGACGUACAAAUGUAUUUUUGAAAACACUUUGAGAAGCAUAUUGAAACUACAAAGAAGCGUCUGUUUAAUUUGAUACUUGGGUAAUUGGGAUUUUUGAAUGAAACUAUGUACGCACAUAAUCCCCAUGUUGCCCUUUCCUUUCUGUUUCUUCUUCUUCUUCAAAUUGAGUUAUAAAACUAGAACGUCCUUAUUUAUUUAGCUGUCUAUAUAAUUAGCUCAAUUCUGAAUUCAUUUCCAUUUAGACAAAUUUAAUAAAACCUACUAAAUUGAGCUCUGGAAAUCUUUUCUUUCUUUAGUUUCUGAAACCACUUUGUCGCCUCCAGUUUUUUCUUCGUUGUAUUCCAUGGCAUUCCUUUAUCGAUGUUUUGCUCAUAUGUUUUUGGAAGGUUCUUAUAUGCGUAAUAUUCUCAACACAAACGUAACAUAUUCAAUUCCACAUACUUAACAUUCAAAAUUGGAUGAAUAUUGCAGUCAACUCCUAAUAAGUUUCAUUUCAUAAAGGGAACAGCAUUAAGGCCUUCAGAUAAUGGCUAUGAGACAUGGACAGGUAUAUUGCGUUCCUCAAACAAACGAGUAAACUUGAAAGCCUUCCGUGUGAUUCAUUCACUGCCCAUAUUCAAAAGGGGAGAAUUACCGUUUUUGAAGAAACCCCCAAGCUGCCUUGCAAUACGUGGUUUAGUCCCUUCCCAUCGGAUGAUCAAGAAUCAAACAAUUUAUCUAAGCCUGUUAUAUGGUAAUAUUAUAUCCCUUUCCCUUCAUGUUCAGAUCAAUGAUCCCCUUAGCCAGAUCUGGUGCCACCAAUGUUUGUUCUUAUUUUCACUGACUUAGGUACCUCUGCAAUAUUGGCAUCGCUUCGUUUUCAACCACUUAUUGCCGUUCACUUAUUGCUGUAGCAUGACUCAUAAAUGAGCUCCAUAGUAUUGAAUCAACCCCAUAAAAGGCCAAAGUAAAAGUUGUUAUUCUUUCCUCGACCGUCUGCUGUAUAUUUGGUUUAAGUGUAUAAGCAAUAACUUUUAAGACAUAAAAGUAGUUUGUGGCGUUUCUUGAACGCCGGUGUUGUUAUUGAAAAGUGGUAUAGUCACUUCAAGAGAUUUCAGUCUCUGCUGCCAUGUUGGAUGCGUUAGCUCAAUAUGUUUUUAAGUUUGUUUGUUUUGCUCAAAGAAUGUUGUUAUGUUUUGUUCUACAUCAAAUAUAUAUAUGUUCCAGUUCCAUCAAAAACAUUAUAGAACUUAGAAAAAAGUUAUUUUAAGAUUUACCCCCCAAUACCUUUUACAGAGUGUUUUGACGAAACUGAUCUUAUUUAAGUGUUAGGCCUUGCCCUGUAAUUUACCCCUUCUUUUCAUAAUACAAGUCUUUGUAUUGUCCUCGGUCCUCGCCAUUGGACCAUUUUUGCAUUGAAGUGGUCCAGAGUCCCCCGAAUAUUAAACCACCGGACUCCCCUAUAGUGUUAUCACUCAAAUAGUUGUUCUUGGCCUUUAUUCGAAGAAGAAUCUGUCAGAAAAUGUUUGUGACAAAUAUUGAAUUUUUAAAAGUAAACGCGAGAGCAAGUUCACUCACUGUAUGUAGAUACAAGCCCAAUGCAUCAACACUUUUCCUUCGGUAUCAUUUUUCACUUAAAUGUAGACACGGGUAGUUGCAUCUCCUUUAUUUGUAAGACAGGUAUGCUCUCUUUUAUUAUGUUGGAUGUCCAAAUCAA